GUUACAUAACCGAGACAGAUGUGCAUGCUAAAUGCAACGUUAGCUUGGAAUAAAUCCUAUAAAUAAUGUGAUUUUUUUGUUGUUGUUGUUGUUGUUGUAACUAGCUAAUGUUAUACCCAAAUAUUUAUACAUUUUCAACACGCUUCCGUUCUUUUAUUUGAACAUUUAACUUGCUAGCUAAGCUAACUAGCUAGUCAACUAUCCAGCUAGCUAGUUACCUAAUGUAAUACCUGUGCCUUGUCUCAAGCUAGCUAACGUUAGCUGUGUAGCUAGCAGCAGUAAAGCUAGCGAACGACAAAGAAAAAGCACACACUUCAAGAUGUCCUUCAACAAAUCUAACGUUAGCUAGCAUUUGUGUUCAUUUGCUGCAGGAUGUACCAUGUAGCCCAUUUUGUUAAUUUCAAGAAAUAUUCUCCAAAUCAAAUUUUAUUGGUCACAUACAAAUAUUUAGCAGAUGUUAUUGCGGUUGUAGCGAAAUGUUUGCACUCAAACUGAGUGAUAUCCGAUGAUGUACCCGCCUCAGCUGAAUCUUUAAAUUAGGCUACAAUCCUGGGGAACAAGAACCGGAAAACACAUGAAUGCUUGUGUUCCACAUGUCUGCUGAAAUGGAAGGACUGUGACUAACUGACCAUGGAGUACACCACCUCAACAGGGGAGCAGAUAGUCGUGCAGACGUCCAAUGGACAGAUCCAACAACAGACUCAGGGCACAAUGACGGCUGUGCAGCUGCAGACCGAGGCGCCGGUAUUGACGGCCUCUGGCCAGCAGGUGCAGACACUCCAGGUCCAAGGCCAGCCCCUGGUGGUGCAGGUGAGCGGAGGGCAGCUGAUCACAUCGUCAGGGCAACCCAUCAUGGUGCAGGCUAUGGGGGGAGGACAGGGACAGACCAUCAUGCAGGUGCCUGUGUCUGGAGGACAGGGACUACAACAGAUCCAGCUACAGGGUGGACAGCAGAUCCAGCUGCAGAACGGUCAGACGAUCCAUCUAGGGGGACAACAGAUCCAGCUGCAGAACGGACAGAUGUUACAGCUAGGGGGACAGCAGGGUCAACCCCAACAGAUCAUCAUCCAACAGCCACAACAAGCCAUCACAGCCGGACAGAACCAGGGCCAGCAGAUUCAGUUGCAACAGGGCCAGCAGAUUCAGUUGCAACAGGGCCAGCAGAUUCAGUUGCAACAGGGCCAGCAGAUUCAGUUGCAACAGGGCCAGCAGCUGGCGCAGACGGCUGAUGGACAGACCAUCGUCUACCAGCCAGUCAACGCAGAUGGCACCGUCCUGCAACAGGGAAUGAUCACCAUCCCAGCAGGCAGCCUGGCGGGGGCCCAAAUGGUACAGACAGGGGGUGCCAACACCACCACUACCAACAGUGGACAGCAGGGCACUGUGACCGUCACAUUGCCAGUCUCAGGCAACAUGAUGAACGCUGGUGGCAUGGUCAUGAUGAUGCCUAGUGGAGGUGCGGUGCCUGCUAUGCAGCGUAUCCCUCUACCCGGGGCUGAGAUGUUAGAGGAGGAACCUCUGUAUGUCAACGCUAAACAGUACCAUCGCAUCCUGAAGAGAAGACAGGCCCGAGCCAAGCUGGAGGCAGAGGGCAAGAUCCCCAAGGAGAGGAGGAAAUAUCUGCAUGAGUCCCGUCACCGCCACGCCAUGCAGCGCAAGAGGGGAGACGGAGGACGCUUCUUCUCUCCCAAGGAGAGGGAGGAGAUGGCCCUGGCUCUGGCCCAGCAACAGGCAGAGCUGGCCGCCCAGGCAGGAGAAGACUCUGUAGCUCAGAUGGUCCGUGUUUCAUAGCAUUCGACACCCCGACAAUGUCUUCCUCCGUAUAUACACCUCUCGCUAGGCUUGGCCGAUAAACCGUGUACCGGGGUGUUUCCAAAUACCGACAGUAUGAUUUUCAAUACCAUUUAAAAAUAUAUAUAUAAUAAUAUUUUUGUUUUUGGGGGGUGCAUGUUACAGCACUGCUUAGAAAUCUCAAAUGUGUCAAAUAAAUGAUACCCUGUUCAGGGCUCCAGCUAUGCAUUUGGUUUGCUAACUUGCUCGCUAAGUGGCUAGAUGUCAAGAUCAAGCUUCUUGGUUACUGCAAAGACAGUCAAUCCCACCCUGGAUCAAGAACACUCAACCCUCUUGCCUAAAUUGUUUAUUGCGUAAUUUUAUAUAUAUAAAAAUAUUAUCAUUUGAAUAGCGCCCAUUAUGUGCAUUUCCAGUAAUACCCAGUAUGGUACAGAAACGGUGUGACAUUAUGAAAAUCUUGAUACUGCCCAACCUUACCCCUCGCCCUUAUAAGGCUCUGCCUGUAUUCUAUGACUGAGAUUUCUCCAUGAUCGCCCAUAUAAGGCUCUGCCUGUAUUCUAUGACUGAGAUUUCUCCAUGAUCGCCCAUAUAAGGCUCUGCCUGUAUUCUAUGACUGAGAUUUCUCCAUGAUCGCCCAUAUAAGGCUCUGCCUGUAUUCUGUAACUGGGAUUUCUCCAUGAAGGGUCACUAUGAAUGAACUUCAACCCUUGACCUUUUACUGGAACUGUUAUGCUGUGUCCUGGAAACCAAUACUAAGGUUACAACUAUGAGAUGCUUUUUGCCUUCAGUAAAACCCUGGUCGAUGACUUCAUGUUUGCUAAAGCAGGUCAUAACUGAUGGUAGUUUAGUUGCAGAAUACAUUUCGUUGGUCUUAAUUUUUUUGUGUGUAUUUUACUGAAGCAAAGACUGUUUACAAAUUCAGCUGUCGGAGUCAAAACAUUAUGGUAGUUAUGCAUCUUGUUUGUUGAAACAGGCAACAUUAUAGAAGCCUUGGUCCAUAGGGAUUCUCAAGUCAGAUAUUGACAGACUAAAUGAAAAUGGAUAUUCAUUAAGAAUGUUUUUGGAAGCACUUCUCAUAGAAAAACAGAGGAGAAUUGGAAUUUCACUUUACUUCCUGAAUUGAAAUGGAAUUGACCCCAACACUGCUUUUCAGAAGGGUUUUCAAUAUCCAGUCCUCGGUUGUUUGUACAGGGAAUGUAUUUUAUACAACCGUCGUGAUAAAAACUAGAUGUUUGUUGUGAGAUAGACAGCACAUGUAUGUUGCAUUGAUGUCUGACUAUCCAUGUACUUUGUCUGUUUAACUCUAUGUGGAUCUUUAUUUGAAAAGUACAUUUUAUAUUCUUCUGAUUCUGAAGGACCAUACAUUUAUUUUUUUGUGGUUUACAACAUUGUUUGACUGUGAACUCUUGUGUAUCAAUCUGUUAAUUAAAUUGUAUUAGGUUCA
This is a messenger RNA of Oncorhynchus tshawytscha (Chinook salmon), 3235 nucleotides long. RefSeq names its product nuclear transcription factor Y subunit alpha-like. Gene Ontology annotation, molecular function: RNA polymerase II cis-regulatory region sequence-specific DNA binding; DNA-binding transcription factor activity, RNA polymerase II-specific. NCBI's taxonomy places the organism in Eukaryota, Metazoa, Chordata, Actinopteri, Salmoniformes, Salmonidae. Gene Ontology annotation, biological process: regulation of transcription by RNA polymerase II. The transcript is spliced from 10 exons. The coding region runs from base 631 to 1791 and encodes 386 amino acids. Gene Ontology annotation, cellular component: CCAAT-binding factor complex. The record is from RefSeq and is a predicted model, not a curated record.